UAUUAACCAUUUCAUACUCAACUUUGUCUUUAAAACAUAGAAAAAAAAAUCAAUUAUUGCAUAGGUAGAGCAAGCACUAUAAAUUCACAACCACUUCAAGUCUAUUCUUCAAACAAAACAAAUACAAUAUGACAUCAUCAUCUUCAUGGUUCCUCAAAAUGUGUCUCUCUUUUAUAAUGUUGUUGUUCUUCCUCAUCUUCAAUAUUUCACCUUCAUUCUCAUCUCCAACAACUGCAUCCCUCGCAGAAAAACUCAUAAGAGGGAUGAAUCUUUUUCCAAAAGAUUCCAUUAACUUACCAGAGAAUGAUCCUCAUUUUGUUCAUGGAAAUAUUGUGGAGAAGAAGUUCACUUUCCCUGGUUUUGAUGACACUAGUGCUUCUGCUGAAGAGCUCGGUCAUCAUGCAGGGUAUUAUCGUCUUCCUAAUUCCAAAGCUGCAAGGAUGUUUUAUUUUUUCUUUGAAUCUAGAAACAAUAAGGAUGACCCUGUUGUCAUAUGGUUGACUGGAGGUCCAGGAUGCAGCAGUGAACUUGCUUUGUUUUAUGAAAAUGGUCCUUUUCAGUUUACCAAGAACAAGAAGAACUUGUCCCUUUUUUUGAAUGAAUAUGGAUGGGAUAAGGCAUCAAAUAUUAUAUUUGUAGACCAACCCACUGGAACAGGUUUCAGCUAUACCACUGAUGAUAGUGAUAUUCGCCAUGGUGAAGACGAAGUUAGCAAUGAUCUUUAUGACUUCUUGCAGGCAUUUUUCAAGGAACACCCUCAGUUCACUAAGAAUGAUUUUUAUAUUACUGGAGAAUCAUAUGCUGGACAUUACAUUCCAGCUUUAGCAUCCAGGGUUCAUAAAGGAAACAAGGCAAAAGAAGGAAUUCAUAUAAAUCUAAAGGGUCUGGCUAUUGGUAAUGGAUUAACCAAUCCUGAAAUUCAGUACAAGGCAUAUACAGAGUUUGCAUUACAGAGAGAUCUAAUUACAAAAGAUCAAUAUGACACUAUUGGAAAGUUGAUCCCACCAUGUGAGCAAGCCAUAAAAGCUUGUGAAACUAAAGGUGGAGAUGCAUGCGAGACUUCAUUAAGUAUUUGCACUGACAUAUUCAAUCAGAUCCUGGAGAAUACUGACAACAUUAAUUACUAUGACAUUAGAAAGAAAUGUGAGGGAAAUCUUUGUUAUGACUUCUCCAAGGUGGAGACAUUUUUGAACAAGAAAACAGUAAAGGAAGCUUUAGGUGUUGGGGACUUGGACUUUGUUUCAUGCAGUAGCACAGUAUACAGUGCCAUGCAGCAAGAUUGGAUGAGAAAUCUAGAAGUUGGUAUUCCUUCUCUUCUUGAGGAUGGAAUCAAGGUGCUUGUGUAUGCUGGAGAAGAGGAUCUCAUAUGCAAUUGGCUUGGAAAUUUUUGGUGGGUUCGUGAUAUGGUGUGGUCAGGUAAAAAUGAAUUUGGCGCGUCUCCUACAACCCCAUUUUUGGUUGAUGGUGAAGAAGCGGGAAUGCUGCAAAGCCACGGGCCUCUCGCAUUUCUCAAGGUGAAGGAGGCUGGUCACAUGGUUCCUAUGGAUCAACCAAAAGCUGCACUUCAGAUGUUAAAAGAUUGGAUGCAAGGGAAACUAACAAAGACUAGGAAAGGAGAUAGUGUCUCGCCUAUGUGAUGCAGUCAACACAAAAUCACACUAUUGUAGUACACACAAUAAUGAUGUUUGCUUUUGUACAUUGGAAUAGUGGAUGAAUGGAAUAUAAUUGUUUUUCCACAAGUUCUUCUCUAA
Messenger RNA from Cicer arietinum (chickpea), 1751 nucleotides. RefSeq names its product serine carboxypeptidase-like. Gene Ontology annotation, molecular function: serine-type carboxypeptidase activity. Lineage: Eukaryota; Viridiplantae; Streptophyta; Magnoliopsida; Fabales; Fabaceae. Gene Ontology annotation, biological process: proteolysis. Gene Ontology annotation, cellular component: vacuole. The record is from RefSeq and is a predicted model, not a curated record.